AUGGGUUCUAUCGAUUACAACAUGAAAGUCAUCAUCAUUGGAGCGGGACCUGCCGGUUGCGCACUUGCUCACGGCCUCAAGAAAGCCAACAUACCAUUCAAUAUCUACGACAAGGGCGCCGACGUGUAUCGACAUCGACAUUGGGCGUUCACCUUAGGCUGGGCUCGACCAUACUUGUUUGAUAUGCUUCCGGAAGAGCUGAGCGCGCAGAUAAACUCAUGUCAAGUCGAUCCAUUCGUCGACUGCGCAGCAAUAGGCGAGGAUAGAAUCGUCAUCUUUGAUGGUAGCACCAAAGAUAAAGCUUUCUCAUUUCCCAUUCCGAAAGCACGAGAGAUCAACAUCAGGAAACUCAGAGUCUUACUCGCUGAGCAGUUGAAUGUACAGUACGGGAAGAGAUUUGAGAAGUAUGAAGUGAUCGAAGACGGUGGGGUCAGAGUCACGUUCGAAGAUGGCACGACCGAUGAGGGCGAUAUCGUAAUUGGUAUAGACGGUGCCAUGUCGAAAGUGCGACAAUGUUUGUUAGGCCGGCAAGCGGAUUCAGACAUGCUACCCUUCGCGCUCAUGAACUUCAACGUCUCAUAUACAGCCGAGCAAGCACUUUUCAUCAAAGAGCGAUUACAUCCACUCGUCGACAUCGCCAUCCAUCCCGCAGGACACUACAUUCGAGCAAACAUCCUCGACAUGCCAGACCAAGACGAUCCGACAAAGUGGACAUUCCAAAUUCUGUCAACGUGGCCACUCAAGUCUGUUGAAGAUCACGACAAUGAGACGGACAGAUUAAAACGGCUGAAAGAGCAUGUAAAAAAAGCCGGGUGGGCGGAGCCAUACAAAAGCGCAAUCGAAUGGAUACCAGAAGACACGGAAGUUCUCAGAGAUCAACUGAAGAUCUGGAAAACAGUACCCUGGAACAACCAAGCUGGGCGAGUCACAUUGUGCGGUGACGCAGCACAUGCAAUGACUUUCCAUCGCGGCCAAGGUGCAAACAACGCAUUCUACUCCGCACAUUGCCUCGUUGAGGCCCUUAGGUCCGUACAAGCAGGCUCUGCAACCUUGCAAGACGCUAUCUCGGCGUACGACGAGAGCAUCUGGAAGCGCGGCGCGAACGAGGUGCAGAUCUCGAAAGCGCAGACGUUCUUCACGCACGAUGGGUUAGAGAACUUUAUUAACAGUCCGGUGAUGAAGUUGGGGACGAAACCAAGUCAUGCCGCGAAGACAGAAGGAUACACUUAG
This is a messenger RNA of Parastagonospora nodorum SN15, 1230 nucleotides long. RefSeq lists its product as hypothetical. Bases 1 to 1230 code for a protein of 409 amino acids. The transcript has 3 exons. The record is from RefSeq and is a predicted model, not a curated record. NCBI's taxonomy places the organism in Eukaryota, Fungi, Ascomycota, Dothideomycetes, Pleosporales, Phaeosphaeriaceae. Gene Ontology annotation, molecular function: FAD binding.